This is a messenger RNA of Amoebophrya sp. A120, 1855 nucleotides long. The record is from the annotation of a GenBank genome assembly. Lineage: Eukaryota; Dinophyceae; Syndiniales; Amoebophryaceae.
AUUAAUCCUUGGAAAUAUCCAUAUCUACCUGCAUAUUUGCAAAAUGUAGCGAAAGGCAACCCGCUACCGGGCCUGCCAUGUUUAUUUUUCACGCCCGCGCCCGACGUUUUCGCGUCAGCGAGUUGCUAGGGAGGAGAGCGGAAGCCGGAGGCUCAUUCUCUGGCACCGCUGGCGCAGUUAGUUGAUAGCGAAUACAUCCUAGCGCUACCCCUUUGGCGAAGGGUCAGCCGAACGGAUAUGCGGCUGCACCAGAGCCGCGCGAAUCCAGGCGCGCUGAUUGUUUGCAAUUCUGCAACUGGGCCAAACGCAGCGGCUGUAGCGCGCCGCAACUGGCUCCAGCCUCGCAAUAGUGGCGGUCGGCAACUCUUUUUAGCGACCGGCGUGGCGUGUCGUCUUGCAAUUUUAGGAUGCGGAAAAGCAGGCCGCCAGCAUUCGCCAAAGCCGGGCGCCAUUCGUGAAAAGCCUCCAGGUGGCCUUCCGGCCAGCGCGCAUGCACCCAAAAAGCGCAGCAAAUCCGAGGAAAGCACCUCCACCGAGCGCUAGCCCACCGCGCAACAUGCCUAGUAGCAGUAUUUCGCUGAGCAUGCCCCGCUGCUCCAGAAACUCUUGGCCGUACUUCAGCCGGGUCGCAAAGCACUCGCCCACGGUUCCGGUGCGAUCGGGAAAUACUGCCAGGCAUCUUGGGUUCGCAUAAAGAUGUCGCAUGAAGACCAAUACCCCAAACAAAUACCCCUUGAAGGAGGUACUUGCUGGGGGUAUUCGUCAUCGUUGUGCACCGAGCUGAGUCCAAAAAUCCCGGGGGGUAUUGAUGGGGGUAUUCGUACGGGGUAUUGCUUUGGGGUAUUCGUACGGGGUAUUGCUUUGGGGUAUGCGUUUUCGCAUUGGGUGAGCUUGGCGAAGGUGAAACGCGAGCGGGAAAUUUCCAUCAUUGCAAAAUCCCAAUUUGUGUUUCACCCAAACCCGAGCGGGGAAUUUCCAUCAUUGCAAAUUGUAGCUUGCCUCUCACCCAAACCCGAGCGGGGAAUUUCCAUCAUUGCAAAUUGUAGCUUGCCUCUCACCCAAACACGAGCGGGGGAUUUCCAUCAUUGCAAAAUGGCGAGCGUCAAUACUUUCAACUCCCCACACCGUCUGACUUCCAAACCCGAGGAUUUGGCGGAUGGCUGGUCGCCUCGUCAACUCCUACGCGCGCGGAGACAUAUCCAGACGAAGCCUGGGCGCAGCCUCGCGCCCAGGCUUCGUUCGGGUGUAGAAGGUGCGCAACACAGGGACGCCGCACGGCAGGCGGCUCCACACAAAAGUCAGAGCGCUGCUCCUGGCCUCGCCUGCAGCCCCACUCCCCUCUCCCUUUGGCUUCCCGGAAGGUCUCGGUCUUCGGCACUUUCUUUUGGCCAGUGCGGAAAACCGGGCAGCGGGCGUAACGGUACAACAGCAAGAGAUCUACGACUGCGACGGUACCUUAGCGCUGCGCCACUGCUGCUGUGCACGGCGGGAUAAGGAUGAUCAGUAGGAUCGUCUAGACUACGGUGAAGAAGAUGUUUUUUUUUUUUGCGAAUGGUACUAAACGCUUUAAGCCUUAGCAGGCUCGCCUGUUUUACAAGUGGCACGAUCAUAAGAGAUGAAAGAACAGAAUGCGAAUGAGCAAAGUGAUCGCGGACUCUAUUUUCCUGAGAAUACAGUGGAAAUUUGGUUUCAUUACUCACAGCUUUCAAAAGUAGAAACGACACGUAUUAUAUAUCAGCCUCUCUUCAGUAGAAGCCGAGCUGAUGACCGAGAAAAUUGCGACGAGCCGAGAAAAGAGCCGAGAAAAAUCAGCAAAAGCCGAGCUUAGAUGCUGAUGACCGAGAAAAUUGAGACG